Molecule: messenger RNA, 2447 nt
Organism: Linum trigynum
Lineage: Eukaryota; Viridiplantae; Streptophyta; Magnoliopsida; Malpighiales; Linaceae
Source: the annotation of a GenBank genome assembly
UUCUUAGUUUUAUUUCAUUCAAGCCUUUCGAAUGUGGCUAUGUUAGUGAUGCCAAAACAUUUUGGCAUCACAAACAUUAGCAAUUGUAGAAUUUAUUAGAUCUCUCAUUAUCUUUUGUGUUCUUCCAUACUCAACUUUCUUUGUUCCAGAAAAUGGCUUCAAUGACCCUAGAGGAUGAAGCUUUUGCUUUGGUAAAUGCAACUGUGGUUGCCAUUGGCAAGGAGAAGAAUAGCCAACAUGUUGUUCGUUGGGCUAUUGAUCGUCUCCUAGUCAAUAAUCCCGUCAUUGUUUUGCUUCAUGUUAGACACAAGAACCAUCAUUAUCAGGGAGAUGACGUUGAUCAUCUUUUUGCACCUUUUCGUGGAUAUUGUGCUCGUAAAGGGGUUCAAUUAAAGGAGGUUGUCAUCGACGAGACCAUCGAUGUAGCUCGAGCAAUUCUGGAUUAUGUCAAUGCGAACUUAAUAGGAAGCAUAGUUGUUGGUGCUUCUAGUUCCACAAAAUAUGCUAUCACAUGGAAAUGGAAAACUCAAGACUUGGCAACCACAAUAAUGAAGAAUGCACCAGAGUUUUGUUCUGUAUAUAUAAUCCUCAAGGGCAAGAUUUUGACUGUCAAAACAGCAGUACGAUCAGUUUCAAACUCUCCAAUUCCACCAAAGGCACCACUACCCAAUGGUUCACCAGAUUGUUUUGAUCUUGAAGAUGGUUUUAGAGGCCAAUCAAGGAAAAGAUUGUCAAAAAAUGGUGGGAUAGAUCGACUAUCAUUUGAGAGUAGUAAUGACCCUAUCAUUGGACCAUCUCAAGAUAGGGCUAGAAGUCAUCAAUCUAAUGUCUCAUUGGAAAGUCUUGAUAUUUCCUCCAAUUGGCCAAAGACUUCGAGCAGCUCAGAUGAUUCUGACUUUCCAGGACCAAUAUUGGGUUCAGAUUUCUCAUCUGGUUCUAUAUCCUCUCCAGGGGAUUCAACUCCAUCACAAUCAACGAGAGAGUUAGAAGCUGAGAUGAGAAGAUUACGUCUUGAACUUAAGCAAACUAUGAACAUGUAUAGCACAGCUUGCAAAGAGGCAUUAACAGCUAAAAAGAAGGCUGAGGAACUAAACCAAUGGAAGUUGGAAGAGGCUCGUCGCGCUGAGGAGGCGAGGAUUGCAGAAGAAUCAGCUCUUGCGGUUGCAGAAAUGGAGAAGGCCAAGUGCAAAGCGGCGAUGGAAGCAGCUGAGAAAGCCCAAAAAUUGGCUGAAAUGGAGGCACAGAAAAGAAAGUUUGCAGAACUGAAAGCUAAAAAAGAAGCGGAUGCCAAGAAUCGUGCUUUAAAUGCCUUAACCAAAAAUGACAUACGUUACAGAAAAUACACCAUCGAAGAGAUAGAAUCAGCUACAGAAAAGUUCAAGCAAUCGUUCAAGAUAGGCGAGGGUGGCUAUGGACCUGUCUAUCAAGGAAGACUUGAUCAUACUCCAGUUGCCAUUAAGGUUUUGAGACCUGAUGCAGCUCAAGGGAAGAAGCAAUUCCAACAAGAAGUUGAGGUUCUUAGCUGCAUUCGACAUCCGCAUCUAGUCCUCUUACUCGGCGCUUGUCCCGAAUAUGGAUGCUUGGUGUACGAAUACCUGGAGAACGGAAGCUUAGAAGAUCGGUUGCUUAGAAAAAACAACACCCCUCCCAUCCCUUGGAGGAAACGGUUCGACAUAGCCGCCGAGAUCGCUACCGGACUCCUUUUCCUCCAUCAAGCCAAGCCAGAGCCGCUCGUCCACCGAGAUCUCAAGCCUGCAAACAUCCUCUUGGACCGCAACUACGUUAGCAAGAUCAGCGAUGUCGGUCUGGCCAGGCUGGUCCCUCCGUCCGUCGCGGAUAGUGUUACUCAGUACUACAUGACCUCGGCCGCCGGAACGUUCUGUUACAUAGAUCCGGAGUAUCAACAGACGGGUAUGUUGACUACUAGAUCGGAUGUGUACUCUUUGGGGAUUAUGUUGCUUCAGAUCAUCACCGCCAAGCCUCCAAUGGGUCUGGCUCACCAUGUGAAGAGAGCAAUCGAGAAGGGCAAGUUUGCGGAGACGAUGCUCGACCAAUCCAUCGCAGAUUGUCCUGUGGAGCAAGCACUGGCGUUUGCUGAACUGGCGCUCAAGUGCUGUGAGCUGAGAAAGAAAGACAGGCCAAGUCUUGCCUCUGUUGUGGUACCGGAACUCAACAAAUUGCGAGAUUUUGGAAGCGGUGAAGGGAUUGGCGGCGACAUUCAUGUAUUAUGAAGCUUUUGGGAAAUAGUGGCGGUUUUUGGGGGGAGAAAUUAAGGGAACAAAUAUAUGCUCAUCAAAUGUGGAUGGGAAGAAACGGGGAGUGUGGUUUCAGUGCCACCUGUUUUUUUCUUCUUCUUCUUCUUUUACCACAUCUUAAAGUGGAUUGUAAUAACACUCUUUUAGUUUAAUUGAAAUUCUCCCGGCCAGUUAUAAAAAAAAAAGUAGUGG